Molecule: messenger RNA, 507 nt
Organism: Papaver somniferum (opium poppy)
Lineage: Eukaryota; Viridiplantae; Streptophyta; Magnoliopsida; Ranunculales; Papaveraceae
Exons: 1
Coding region: 1-507 (168 amino acids)
Source: RefSeq, a predicted model, not a curated record
AUGGUUUUUUGCAUGCUGACUUGUCUAGGUUACUAUUACCUUGUCGAUGCCGGUUAUCCGAAUAGUGGAGGAUUUCUUGCGCCUUUUAAAGGUCAACGUUAUCAUUUAAAGGAAUGGGGGCAAGGUCGUUUAGAACCAAGGACAGCUGAAGAACUAUUCAAUAUGAAACAUUGUAGGGCUAGGAAUGUGAUUGAACGCGUUUUUGGAUUGUUGAAAAUGAGAUGGGCAAUACUUCGGAGUCCUUCAUGGUAUCCAGUAAACAUACAUUGUCGUUUUAUCAUGGAUUGUUGUUUGAUCCACAACCUUAUUAGGAGAGAAAUGCCUAUGGAUGAAUUUCUACCAGAAGAUAAUUAUCAAGAUGGACCAGUUAAUUUGGUUUCUCCUCAAGAAAGUCGAAUGAUAGAAUUUGUUGAUUCCUCAGAUUAUUGGGUUGUUCAGAGGAAAGAGUUAGCUGAUCAAAUGUGGGAAAGAUGGACUGCACGUAGACGUAGACGCGUAGUUAGUUAA